Paramacrobiotus metropolitanus is the source of this 597-nucleotide messenger RNA. RefSeq lists its product as uncharacterized. Lineage: Eukaryota; Metazoa; Tardigrada; Eutardigrada; Parachela; Macrobiotidae. Gene Ontology annotation, biological process: DNA integration; DNA recombination. Gene Ontology annotation, molecular function: DNA binding. Bases 1 to 597 code for a protein of 198 amino acids. The transcript has a single exon. The record is from RefSeq and is a predicted model, not a curated record.
AUGCGCUAUUUGAUAGGUGCCAUCCGUUCCAGUGGCAUGCCUCAACACGAGCAAUCGCUGUACUGGGCUACAUUCACGCUCAUGUACUUCGGUUUCCUGCGCGUGGGAGAGGUCACCUGCCCAGGGACCAAUAGCUACGAUCCGCGGCGCACUCUCAUGUCCACAGACGUGCAAGACCACGAAGAUCGAGUGCUUAUCCAACUGAAAGUCACGAAGACCGAUCCAACCGGUCAGGGCCACUCCGUAGCGCUGACGGCGACAGGUCGUUCCGUGUGUCCCGUGCAGGCUUACCGGAAGUACCUUGCUCACGCUCAGUUCAUACCGACAGCUCGAGCGCGGCCGUGCCUCAUCCAUCAGGACGGCAGAUACCUAACCAGGCGUUCUGUAAAAGCCUGCCUCCAUCGUCUCCUGGAGGGACACCCUGACCAGCUCCGGAUUAACACGCACAGCUUCCGCAUCGGCGCAGCAACCACCGCCGCGCGCAACAACGUGCCAGACCGCGUAAUUCAACGCGCAGGGCGAUGGAAGAGCAACUGCUACGUGCGUUACAUCCGGACACCGGCCCCAACCACGCUGAACCCCUACUCCAACGGGUAA